Misgurnus anguillicaudatus (oriental weatherfish) is the source of this 3316-nucleotide messenger RNA. RefSeq names its product trophoblast glycoprotein 1b (gene tpbg1b). Gene Ontology annotation, biological process: negative regulation of canonical Wnt signaling pathway. The record is from RefSeq and is a predicted model, not a curated record. Gene Ontology annotation, molecular function: protein binding. Gene Ontology annotation, cellular component: plasma membrane. Lineage: Eukaryota; Metazoa; Chordata; Actinopteri; Cypriniformes; Cobitidae.
UUAAUCUCGAUUAACUUUGAUCACUAUUAAUUAAGCCUAUUAAUCAUUACGAUGAGCUCAAGAUCUGAAUGAUCCUUAGAUGAGUCUAUAGUGUGAAGUUUGUUUUUUUCGAGGAGGGGAGAGUUGUUGUCCUAUAGCUCCUCCCUCACGAUUGUUAAGAGCCGAAGUGAUUCAGUGUCAUUGUUUGAGAGGAGCGGAUCAAACACCUCACACAGAGAGCCUCCUUUUCUCAUGGAAAUAAAGUGUCUGCCUCUCACGCAUGAAGUUUCUGUAAUGCAAAGAAGUCAAGCACACGCGGACAAUUGCUGAGGGAAGCAGGACCGAAGAGCGCGCGGGACACUUUCGAGAUAAUAAACCACAACCUCUUACAGCAUCUGAAUGAGGACGAUCGUUAAAAGUGGCGUUAUUCCGUGAGAUUUAAUGCGGUACUGCUGAACAUGUUUUACUCUGGACUGUGUACGGUUGUGUUCGGGCUGCUGUGCGUUGUGCGCUCCGCGGGCGCGUCGGCGUGUCCGUCGGGGUGCGAGUGCUCGGAAGCCGCGCUGACGGUCAAAUGUGUUUCUAAAGAUUUGCGGGACAUACCGACUGGCAUCCCGGGAUACACGAGAAACCUCUUCAUCACCGGAAACCACAUCAGUCGCAUUGGUCCAGAGUCUUUCCAGGGACUGGACAAUGUGACAAAUUUGGCACUGUCUAACAACAGGAUCUCUGAGGUGAAGUCUCAUGCAUUUUCUAGCCUGCGAAGUCUGAGAUCGCUGGACCUAAGCAACAACCAGCUGGCUCUUAUCCAUCCCGAGGCAUUCACUGUCAAGAGCCGCACACUGAAGGAGCUCAACCUUAGCCGAGCUCUCUACAACCAUUCUUCUGUCAUUGAUUUAGCCACGUCUCUUCGCUGGAGCAGCCUGGGUGAUCUGCUAGUGCUGGACCUGUCCAGUAAUGGCCUCGUCUACUUGCCCCCUGGCAUUUUUUCCCAUCUUGUCGGCUUGCAGAGCCUUCAGCUCGGUAAUAAUUCUAUAGUGGCCAUCCAUAAUGGGACUUUCGCGGGGCUGGAUCAUCUCCGGGAACUUGAUUUAACCCAAAACGCCCUCAGAACGUUGCGGGACGAAGCUCUUAAAGAGUUGGAACACUUUCGUACGGUAAGGCUCCGCUUGGCAGACAACCCUUACACUUGCGUCUGCGACAUCGAGCCUUUCGCAGCCUGGCUGAAUGUCUCGCGUGCACAUGUGGCGGAUGUGGAGCGCCUCACUUGCGUUUUCCCCGUGGAACUGCAGAACACAUCACUGCUGACGGUGGGCGAGCUGGAGUUGGGUUGUCACAGGGUGGGAGAGACUGACAACAUAGCACUGCAGACCUCUUACGUGUUCCUGGGUAUCGUGCUGGGAUUCGUUGGUCUCAUGUUUCUUUUUGUGCUCUACCUGAACCGCAAGGACAUUAAGAAACGGAUCUACGAAAUGCGAGAUGCCUGCCGGGAAGUGUGGGAAGGAUAUCAUUACCGAUAUGAGAUGGACUCUGAUCCCAGACUGUCACAGGUCUCCACAACGGUCGAUGUGUGACCGGGUGCAAGCUCUUCCCACACCAAGCUCACUUUUUUUUAAUAUGUGAAAAAUGUACAUUUGUGUUUCGAUAUUCAAUGUGUACUCAAGCAUGUACUGCCUGUUAAGUCUUGUUUUCAACAAGCACACCUCCCCCUCAAACUCAGAAUUGGCCCUCGAGAAGCAUUUGCUUUUUAAUCAUUACUGGAUGCUGGAGGAUUAGCCCAAUAAAGGGCAGAAGCCAUAAAGUAAGUCUGACUACCACCAACAAACCCCCCGCCACCCUCCAUUGUACUGGAAUAUAGCCCUCAACCUUUUUGGUUCAACUACAGCUUAAGUGCCUUGUUUGUAGGAUUCGGGGGGCUGACCAGAGACAGGGGCGACUCCGAUGUGUAUACUAUAGUGUUUAUGAAGUCUGAGGUGCCGUAUAUCGCAUGCUUUCUUUAUAGAUCCAUAUGAAGUCGGAGAGAAUUGGCCGUUUUCUGUGGUCCUUUCUGUCCUUCUAUCCACAGGGAGUCUGAGAAGAAUGUGCCGGAUUUUCUCUCCAAAAGCAUUCCAACAUGAGGAUCACCUCCUCUAAGCUCUAGAAGGAGGGUCUUUUAAAGAAAGAGCCUCAGUUUGCUGAAAUAUCUGGCUCUUUUUUUUCAUUCAAAAGAGACAUUUGGCUUUGUUUUUAUUCUGCUCAUUUUUAUUGUCAGAAUGAUGAGAACCAGCCCUUACGAGGGCCGCUGAGCGAGACCCCUCCUCCUUAAACACUGCAGAGAGGCUGCCGGCUCUUUGAAGGCUCAUAUGUUCCCCAGCUUUUUCUGUUUAAGAGACUUUACAGUGAUAAGAUACAGAUGAAACUGGGGCUGUUGUGCAGAAAGGUCUCCUGCUCAGCUGCUUCGAACUGUAAAAAGACUGAACUAAGAAAAGAAAAGUCUCUGUGUUGUCAACUUUACUUGUGUCUGAUGUUUUAUGAUACAAUGACAUGUUUGGACGCAGUGUUUUGGAUUGAGAAAAAAUGAUCAUCUGUGGAAAAAUACCAUAACUUUGCUUGUGAUAAUGAAAAUGUACUUGUGCCUGAUUAAUUGCCUGUUAAGAUAUUUGGUACAGGAAGUUUGGGACUGUCUUCCAUUGUGUUUUAUAUCUUUACACUUAUAUAUGAUUCAUUUAAAAAUAAAUGAACCUUUAACAUAAAAGAGACAACCUUGUAUGGCAAAAGCAAAAUGUUUACUCUUAAAUUUACAAGGUAUCCAGUAAAAGACAUCAAACUGUCAUGCAUUUAAUUUUUUUCUGGACAGAGUUUGUUUUGCAUGCUUAAAAAUAAAGUGUUUUUUUUUCAAUUGAAAACUUAAAUUAGUAUGUUGCUUUAGAGCUGUAAUUACGUUUUGUUGACAGUACAGCUCAUGGCCAUAACCUUUUAUUGAGUUUCUUAACAAAGAAUAUUCCAGUUUCAAUAGUAUAGCAAGUUAAGCCCACACUGUAAAAAUUGUAUGUAGAAAUUACAGUAUUACUGGCAGCUGUUUCCCAGUAACUUACUGUAGAUUUAAUUUUAUGUUAUUCACUGGAAACAGUUUGUUCAAAGUUAAAUAAACAUUAACAAGUGUUUGCAUUUACAGAAUAAAACUAUAAAAUAACAGCCUCAUGCAAAUCAUUCUGGGAACCAAAAUCUGAAGGAAAAAAAACAGAAAAAGGUUGAGGAGGAUUUCUGGUUCCCAGAAUGCUUUGCAUGAGGCUGUUAUUUUAGUUUAAUACUGUAAAGAUAAAGACUUGUUAAUGUUUAAUGUUCAUUUAACUUUAAA